Olea europaea var. sylvestris is the source of this 561-nucleotide messenger RNA. Its product is annotated as cytochrome f-like. The record is from RefSeq and is a predicted model, not a curated record. NCBI's taxonomy places the organism in Eukaryota, Viridiplantae, Streptophyta, Magnoliopsida, Lamiales, Oleaceae. The transcript has 5 exons. Gene Ontology annotation, cellular component: thylakoid membrane. Bases 1 to 561 code for a protein of 186 amino acids. Gene Ontology annotation, molecular function: electron transfer activity; heme binding; iron ion binding. Gene Ontology annotation, biological process: photosynthesis.
AUGUUUUGUACUAAAAGGGGUAGUGCAGGAAUAUUCACCUAUUGUCUAUUGACUACGCCAUUUCGACCUGAUAUUGUAUUUGAAGCAGUUGGUCAAAUUCCUUAUGAUAAGCAACUGAAACAAGUGCCUACUAAUGGUUCAUUAGGAUUCUUAUUGGUUGGAGGUUCCAGUUAUCUUGGUAGUCAAAGAGGAACUUGGCGUCCUCAAGAUAUAUUUUUAGAUACUGCUAUACAAUUACAACUCGUUUUUGCUCAAUGGAUACAAAACACCUACACUUUAGCAUCUAAUGCAACGGCUCCUGGUAAGAAUAGGCUGUGUGUUCGAGCCCCGUCAGUUUCGAUAGAUCCAAUGGAUACAUCAAUUAAUUUCUUCCUUUUUAUGAAAGGAUGUCAGGGGAUGCGCUCUACCAUUGAGCUAAUAGCCUGUUGUACAAGCCUCUCACUGGGGGCUGUUAUGCCAAAAAAAGUUGGGUCAUCUCAGAUCCCAUAUAUACACAUAAAAAUUAUUAUAUCUUUAAGAGGUCCUGAAAAAUUGAACCCAUUUUACUGUAAUAUUGUUUAA